Messenger RNA from Lichtheimia ornata, 3120 nucleotides. RefSeq names its product plasma-membrane proton-efflux P-type ATPase. NCBI's taxonomy places the organism in Eukaryota, Fungi, Mucoromycota, Mucoromycetes, Mucorales, Lichtheimiaceae. The record is from RefSeq and is a predicted model, not a curated record. Bases 1 to 3120 code for a protein of 1039 amino acids. Gene Ontology annotation, cellular component: plasma membrane. The transcript is spliced from 2 exons. Gene Ontology annotation, biological process: proton export across plasma membrane; regulation of intracellular pH. Gene Ontology annotation, molecular function: P-type proton-exporting transporter activity; ATP binding; ATP hydrolysis activity.
AUGUCUGCCAACAAUGACCCAGAAAAGGCUGCAGCAGCAGCAGCUGAUGAGGUAGCACCAACGGAUCAAGUACCACCAGCUAACAAUGGUGAUGGUGGUCCUCAACAACAAGAUGCAUCGACAACCAAUGACACUACUACCACCAAUACGGGACAACCACCACAACCACAAGGCGUGCAACCUUCAUCCGAUAAGGAGAAUUUUCCCCGUGAGUCGACUGAAACGGCUGUGGGUGAUGCACCAGGCAAAAGCACGGAUGCUGAAAAGCAAGGAAUGAAAGCAACGGGUAGUAGUGCUCAACCAGAGAAAUUUCCACCACUCAAGGAAAUUCCAGUGGAGCAAUUGUACGAUCAUGAUCACUUUGAUUUAUCAAAGAUGGAAGCUACACAGCUCUUUUGUCUACUAGAAACAAGCACCGAUGGCUUGACAAGUGAAGAAGCUCAAGCAAGAAUUGACAAAUUUGGAUACAAUCGUCUCGAGCACAAGGAGCAAAAUCCCAUUCUUCAAUUUCUUGGAUUUAUGUGGAAUCCACUUUCAUGGGUGAUGGAAGCAGCUGCUAUUGUAGCUAUUGCCGUGUCGAAUGGUGGAGGUCGACCACCAGAUUGGCCCGAUUUUGUUGGUAUCGUCAUUUUGCUUUUGGCCAAUUCAAUCAUUGGUUUCUUGGAAGAGCGACAAGCGGGUAAUGCUGUUAAGGCGUUAAUGGAUGCAUUGGCACCUGAAGCCAAGGUGAAAAGGGAUGGCCAAUGGAAAACAGUGGAUGCCUCUGAACUUGUUCCUGGUGACAUUAUUAGCAUCAAGCUUGGUGAUGUGAUUCCUGCUGAUGGAAGACUUGUACGCGCCCAUGGUGAAGUAUCCAUUGAUCAAGCUGCAUUAACAGGCGAGUCGUUACCAGUAACAAAGGAAGCGGGUGAUGAAAUCUUUUCUGGAUCCACCAUGAAACAAGGCGAAGCUGAAGGCAUUGUCAUUGGCACAGGAUCCAAUACUUUCUUUGGCCGUGCUGCAAGGCUUGUGGGUGAAGCAGGUGAAGAUAUUGGUCACUUGCAAUCGAUUCUUGCCAAGAUUGGUAACUUUUGUCUCGUAUCCAUUGGCACCUUUGUUGUCAUUGAGAUCCUUGUCAUGUACGCUGCCUAUCGUUACGCGUAUCGACGUGGUAUCGAUAACAUCCUUGUAUUGCUCAUUGGUGGUAUCCCAAUUGCCAUGCCAACCGUGUUAUCCGUCACCCUUGCCAUUGGUGCCAAACAACUUGCCGAACACAAGGCUAUUGUUACACGCAUUACAGCUAUUGAGGAAAUGGCAGCCGUGACCAUUUUAUGUUCAGAUAAGACCGGUACUUUAACGCUCAACAAGCUAAUUGUCGACGUGCCAACUAUCAAGUCAUAUGCUGGUUACGAUGCCACCGAUAUUUUACGCUUUUCGAUUUAUGCAUCACGUGUUGAAAACCAAGAUGCCAUUGAUGCAUCCAUUGUGGGAUCAUUGCCACGUGAGAAAUAUGGCAAUCCACGUGAUGAUAUUGAAGAACUUGAAUUCAAGCCAUUCAAUCCAGUGAUCAAGCGUACCGAAAUCACCUAUCGCCUCAAGAGCAAUGGCAAGGUGUAUCGAGCCACCAAAGGCAUGUCCCAUUUUAUCCUUGAUUUGUGCACACGUGACAAGACCGAAGAGCAAGUACAGCAAAUGGAAGCCGAUGUCGAAGAAUUUGCGCGACGUGGUUUGCGUUCACUUGCAGUGGCUGUGGAUGAAGUACCAAGUGGCCAAGUGGGUGGUGAAGGUCUUGGGUUUAGAUUGGUUGGCUUGUUACCCAUCUAUGAUCCACCUCGUUCGGAUACUCAAGAUACCAUUGAACGUGCUAUUGCUCUUGGUGUUCAAGUUAAAAUGAUUACUGGUGAUCAAUUGGCUAUUGCCAAGGAAACGGGUCGGCGUCUUGGUAUGGGUGACAACAUGUACCUUUCUACAACGCUCAAAGAUGGCCCACCACCUGGCUCUGGUUAUUCAAAUGUUGAUGAGCUUGUCUUGGGUGCUGAUGGCUUUGCUGGUGUAUAUCCCGAACACAAGUAUGAAAUUGUCGAGCGUUUGCAACAUCUUGGCCAUAUGACUGCUAUGACAGGUGAUGGUGUCAAUGAUGCACCAGCCUUAUCAAAGGCCAAUGUUGGUGUUGCAGUAGCCGAUGCAUCCGAUGCUGCACGUUCUGCUGCUGACAUUGUGCUUACCGAACCUGGUUUAUCAGUGAUUGUGGAGGCCUUUAUUCAAUCGCGUCAAAUUUUCCAACGUGCACGUAACUAUAGUAUGUAUACAUGCGCUGUAACCAUUCGUGUGGUUGUGGGUUUUGCUAUCAUGGUCUUUGCCUUUCAAUUCGAUUUCCCACCCUUCAUGGUGCUUAUCUUGGCUAUGCUCAACGACGGUACCAUCAUGACCAUUUCAAAAGAUCGUGUCAAACCAUCACCUCAUCCAGACCAAUGGAAUCUCUUUGAGAUUUUCUCAUAUGCGAUCGUUUAUGGUCUCUACCUUGCAGCAUCUACCAUUGCCUUUUUUGCAACAUUGUACAAGACAACUUUUUUCAAUCGCAAGUUUGGAUUACAGACUUUUACAGAUCCCAACGAUCCUAUCUUGCAUUCAAUCAUCUAUCUUCAAGUAUCCACCAUUUCACAAGGCCUCAUCUUCAUCACUCGUUCUCGAAGCUGGUUUUUCAUGGAGCGGCCAUCUGUUCUUCUCAUGUGCGCUUUUAUAGUUGCACAGCUGGUAGCCACGUUUAUUGCGGUGUAUGCUAAUUGGGGAUUUACUGAUAUUCGUGGAUGUGGUUGGCACUGGGCUGGUGUUGCUUGGGUAUGGAAUUUUGUUUGGUUCUCUCCUCUUGAUUGGAUCAAGUUUGGUAUGCAACGCAUCUUUGAACCACGUCAACCUGGUUUGCGAAAGAAGCCAUCCAAGACACGACGUCGUUCUUCAAUCAUAUCAACCGAUACUUCGGCACGUUACUACUCUACACGUACACAAUCAAUACGCAACCUUGAACGUCCUCGCUUAUCUAAACAACAAAGCCGCUCACUUGCCCAACAACUUAGCUUACGAGCUCGUGGUCGUAAAGAAGCAGCCCCCACUACAGCAUCACAACCGGCAGUGCCAUCAUGA